AUGGCUUCCGUCAAUGGCGUCCGUGAUAACCUUGAGUUAUGCUUCGUCUUCUUUGUCUUCUUCCUCUCUUUAGCCUCAGGUCAACUGUCUUCAACUUACUACGACUCCUCCUGCCCCAAGGCUCUUUCUACGAUCCGAUCUGCAGUCAGGGCUGCAGUGGCCAAGGAACACCGCAUGGGGGCCUCACUGCUUCGCCUCCACUUCCACGACUGCUUUGUGAAUGCAAGUCCUCUCCCUAGAAGAGUCUCUGGUUUAAAUUAUAGAGUGCAUCAUGUAGCUCAUAGCAUGCUAUAACAACGGAGACAACACGGAAAGCCUGCCCGUUCCUCUCCCUUACCCUUCUUCCUUUUUUAGGGCUCCAGGUUUGAACCCAAGCCCAGUGCGACUAAAUCAUGACAUUAAGCGUGGGAUGGGCUCUUCAAGGUUUGAGAAAAAAAUCUGAUAGAAACUAGUCGUUGAGGGUUCCGUGGGUAUCAUUACUAGUGGUGAACCCUGUCUGAAGAGUUGUUUAGCUGUGUAUUCACCCAUGUUUUUCGAUUUUUUUACAUUAAGAAUCUGGAAAAUGUUGACUAAGGGUGCCCUUUUUUUAAUUUACCGUUUGUGCUUUGAAAUUGACGAACUACCGUUACAACGGGGAGAUAAGGGGGAUUUCAUCUGUGUUUCCCAUUGACUGAUAGCACAUAGAAGUUUAGUGACUGGAGAUCCUUCUCGAUGGCAGGGCUGCGAUGGAUCCGUUCUCCUUGAUGACACGGCCAGCUUCACGGGAGAGAAGACUGCAGGACCCAAUGACAUGUCCUUGCGUGGCUUCGACGUGGUCGACUCUAUUAAGUCCCAGGUGGAGAGCGUCUGCCCUCAAGUCGUCUCCUGUGCCGACAUCCUCGCAGUCGCAGCUCGGGAUUCAGUUGUUGCGGUAAGGGAGCGCCAUUCAUCAUCCUCCGCUAGAAGAACCCUAAGACGCAGCUUUGAUUGGGAAUCUUGUACUUCCUUCGGGAGUGGCAGCUGGGGGGGCCUUCGUGGACGGUGCAGCUGGGAAGAAGAGACUCAACGACCGCCAGCCUGAGCAACGCCAACAACGACCUUCCUGCACCGACAUCGGACCUCAGUACCCUCAUAUCUGCCUUCGCCAAGAAGGGUCUCUCAUCUAGCGAUAUGGUCGCCUUAUCAGGUACAAAACUCUCAUUCCGGGACUCGAUCCGUUAACACACGUCCAUGUCAGGGGAAUCAGAUCAUCGAAAUAUAACUCAAUCGAUGAUAAGUAGAUCUCUAAAUAAAAUAUAAUCCUCUCGGUGCAUGCGAGGUAUAUCCACACGCGAGCAAUUUGACUUUAGAUGGUUGUGUCAUGUAGACGACAUAGAAAUGUCAAUUUAUCUAGAACUAAGCGUGAGGAGUUGGAUCACCUAACUCUUAACCGAUUGAUGAUAAAUAGAGUGAACUUGUGCACAUUAUUCUAAUAUCCAUUCUCACAUGUUAGUUGAGUUUUUAAAUGAGUUUCAUAGGCGCUGAAUGCCGAUGGGAUGCCUCGUCUAUGAUAAAAACUAGAAUCUUGGUAUCCAUGGAUUUGAUUCCACUCAAAAGAAAUGGGAAUUAUCAUCAUUUGCCCUUAUAUUUUAACCGCAAGUUUAAUUAGCUUACUCAAUGUGGAAGAUUAUUUCAAUAAUCAUGUUUGCCUAAUCGUGUUUGCCUAUGUUGGAUUCCGAAGGAUCACACACCAUUGGACAGGCAAGGUGUACGACGUUUCGCAAUAGAGUGUACGACGACAGCAAUAUCAACUCUUCCUUUGCGACAUCGAAGCAGUCCGGCUGCCCCAGAUCCGGCAGCGACGACCAACUUUCCCCCCUCGACACAUUCACACCUUCCUUUUUUGACGGCUGUUACUACAAGAAUUUAGUAGACAACAAGGGUCUUCUCCACUCAGACCAGGAGCUCUACAAUGGGGGUUCUACGGAUUCCCAGGUGAGUAACUACGUUAAGAAUCCCGCGAAAUUCUUCACCGACUUCGCGACUGCUAUGGUGAAGAUGGGGAGAAUCAGCCCUCUCCUGUCCCCGAGCGGGGAAGUCAGAGUCAACUGUAGGAAGACCAACUGA
Messenger RNA from Spirodela intermedia, 2085 nucleotides. NCBI's taxonomy places the organism in Eukaryota, Viridiplantae, Streptophyta, Magnoliopsida, Alismatales, Araceae. The record is from the annotation of a GenBank genome assembly.